UGGGGCCCGGGAGGAAUACCACAUAAAUCCAUAGGUCCAUGCUAGUUUGUCACCUUGGUGUGAAAGAGGGAGGACAGAGGAGAGGAGGGAGGAGUACUACAAAGAACAACAACGCAGAAGUCUUCUAUCAAAACUGGGAGAUAAAUGGGGGCUCAAGAUUUGAGCAGAAACUGAAGAUCCAUCUUUCCCCAAAUGAAUCCACAGGGCUGUAAAAAAAAAAAAAAAAAAAAAAGCUGCAGGGACGCAUCAACGAUGACUUGAAUGCGAGUAAGGAUCUGUAUCUUAAUGCUGUGGGAGCCUUAGGAGAGCAAAGACCGGAUGAGCAUUGACCGGAUGUAUUACGGCUCCUGACUUGAAGACAAGUCUCGGAAAGCUGCUCGAGAUCCAAUAGAGGAAGGAAGAGUGUGUUCCGAUCACCGCCGGAUUGACAUGCACAGUAUAAAUGAAACUCUCUGGAGAUGUCAGCAACUGAAGUGAACGUGUUUCAGCACGAGAAGGGUUUUGCUUUCAAAGAGACGUGGGAGACAAUUUGUCCAGUUGAAAGGCGGAGGACCUCCCUGCUGCUCCCAAAUGACCCUUGUCAGAACAUCUCUCACCUCGGAGGUGUUUUGUUAGCUUAAAUCUUCGCUGGAGGCUUUACCGCUGAGUUGGUUUUGAAAAAGCACGGGAUCAUAUUCAUGUUGGGAAUAAGAAGGCAGCUGUGAAGUCACGAUUUCACGAGCCACGUCAGAACCUUUCGUUUCCUCCGUGGAUUAAUCCAGUUGUUGUGCACGCACUUUCUUCUGCUUUCCUUCAGACGCUUUCCCUUAGAUUGGUGUUUGGAUUGCCCUGGACGUCUCCUCAAAGAUUUCCCUUUGAUUGCCUUUACAUUCCCCUGCCAUCUGUACCGUUUACAUCACCUCACACUGUGAAAUGUUUAUACAGACUUUAAACCAUUUACAUUUCCGGGAGCCAACGAUUAAAAGACCCCUGUAUAAACUGGAAAACCCGACCUCUGAUAUCUGAGCUGGGAACCCGAAAUGAACUGCACCCCUAAUGCUACCAUCACCCCCCUGCAAGGAGCUGUAGAUGGAGGAUCCCAGGGGAGCAGUAGCGAUGCUGGAGGCAGUGGAGGCCUGUGGGUGACGUCCCUGUUGGGUGUCAUGCUGAUAAUCAUGUGUGCCAUGGGUGUGGCGGGCAACACGUACACCUUGAUCGUUACGCGCUCAGCUGCUUUGCGCCGGACUGGUUCUAUGUAUGUUUACAUCAUUAAUUUGGCCCUAGCCGACCUGCUCUACCUGUCCACCAUCCCCUUCGUUGUAUGCACCUACUUCGCCCAUGACUGGCUGUUCGGUGAAGCCGGCUGUCGCAUCCUGCUGAGCCUCGACCUCCUCACCAUGCACACCAGCGUCUUCAUUUUGGUCGCCAUGAGCCUGGAGCGUUACCGUGCCGUGGCCAGGCCCUUCAGCGCACACAGGUCUUCGUCUCGCAACCGACGGAUAUCGGCGGGGGUUAUUUGGGGGUUGGCUUUUGUCCUGACUCUUCCCAUGAUGGUGAUGAUCCGGCUCAGGGAGGGCAAGCCGACCGUGACCGGGUUGGUUAAGAGAAUCUGCUUCCCCACCUGGACUCCCGACGCUUUCAAGGCUUAUCUCACCGUCCUGUUUUUCACGAGCGUGUUAGUCCCUGGGUUGGUCAUCGUUGGGUUGUAUGCCGGGCUUGCCAGGCACUACUGGGUGGCACAAGCUAGGUUAGGAGGCAGCAGUCGGUCCGUCCGGAGGAGAGGUCUCAAACAAAAAGUCAUAUCAAUGAUCUUCAGCAUUGUAGUCGCUUAUUGGGCUUGUUUCUUACCUUUUUGGGGAUGGCAGCUCGCCAAACUGUUCUCUCCGGAGUCCCUCAAGGCUUUGUCUCCGGCUGCUCAUAAUUACGUCAACUUCUUUGUGACGUGUCUGACCUACGUGAACAGCUGUAUCAAUCCAUUCCUUUACACUCUGCUGACUCGGAACUACAAAGAUUACUUGGCCCAGAAAGGUCAGUCAGUGGGGUCAAGCAGGGCCGAUCCUGCGUCGGCUGUGACGACCCCUCUGCAGGACCUUUAGUGGAUGACUGUACAGUCAAGUCAUAAAAUGUAUUUUGACAGCCUGAGAGAGGACAUCUUAGGCUC
Messenger RNA from Mugil cephalus (flathead mullet), 2140 nucleotides. It is a transcript of the gene uts2r4, whose product is annotated as urotensin-2 receptor 4. Gene Ontology annotation, cellular component: membrane. Bases 1020 to 2075 code for a protein of 351 amino acids. The record is from RefSeq and is a predicted model, not a curated record. Gene Ontology annotation, biological process: blood vessel diameter maintenance; neuropeptide signaling pathway; regulation of blood pressure. Lineage: Eukaryota; Metazoa; Chordata; Actinopteri; Mugiliformes; Mugilidae. Gene Ontology annotation, molecular function: urotensin II receptor activity. The transcript has a single exon.